AUGGAACGUUAUGGAUUAUAUGAAGCAGCUCUAAUUUCUGAUAUUUAUUGCUUGAAGAGCGUAGAAUAUUUACUUGUACUUGUUUGUAAUAUAGAUUAAUAAAAAAACACGAAUAGCACGCCAUUGUAUGUGGCCAGCUAUGAUGGUCAUGAAAAAGUGAUUGGGCUAUUAAUUAGUUAUGGUGCUAACGAAAAUGUCAAAAAUAUUUAUGGAAGUAGAUGA
Messenger RNA from Paramecium tetraurelia, 222 nucleotides. RefSeq lists its product as uncharacterized. The record is from RefSeq and is a predicted model, not a curated record. The transcript has a single exon. Gene Ontology annotation, molecular function: protein binding. Lineage: Eukaryota; Ciliophora; Oligohymenophorea; Peniculida; Parameciidae.